Cucurbita maxima (winter squash) is the source of this 702-nucleotide messenger RNA. RefSeq names its product probable WRKY transcription factor 75. The transcript is spliced from 2 exons. NCBI's taxonomy places the organism in Eukaryota, Viridiplantae, Streptophyta, Magnoliopsida, Cucurbitales, Cucurbitaceae. Gene Ontology annotation, biological process: regulation of DNA-templated transcription. Gene Ontology annotation, molecular function: sequence-specific DNA binding; DNA-binding transcription factor activity. The record is from RefSeq and is a predicted model, not a curated record. Bases 12 to 515 code for a protein of 167 amino acids.
UGUUGUUGAAAAUGAUGGAAAAUUUCCCAAAUUUUCCGACGACUCCAUCCUCUUCAACCUCCCUCUCUCUGCAGAAAAUGCUGAUUUCUCGAGCUUCCGAGCUCGGCGGAAUCCAUGGAGGUGUCUCCGGUGGGGUUCCUCUGUUGUCGGAUGGAGUAGAUUUGUCGGAGAAGAAGGAGGGUGUGCCGGCGGCCGGACAGGGAGGUUAUGAACAGAAGAAGAAGACGAUGAGCCGGAGAUUUUCUUUUCAAACAAGAAGUCAAGUUGAUAUUCUUGAUGAUGGUUAUAAAUGGAGAAAGUAUGGACAGAAGGCUGUGAAGAACAACAAAUUCCCAAGAAGCUACUACAGAUGUACACACCAAGGGUGCAAAGUGAAGAAGCAAGUGCAAAGGCUAACAAGAGAUGAAGAGGUGGUGGUCACAACUUAUGAAGGCAUCCACACUCAUCCCAUUCUCAAACCCACUGAUAACUUCGAGUAUAUUUUGAGUCGUAUGCAAAUUUACGCUUCAUAUUGAUCAUUUUUCAACCUUUAUUCAACUCGCGUAAUAAAUUUUAUUAUAAUUUUUUCUUCGUAAACACAAUAAAUUUUCCUUUAUGUUCAUUCGAGUAUAUAGGGUUACUAUGCAUGAAAUUGAUAUGCGUUGGACCCAGAUGAACAUCUAGAUGAUUUAUUGCACAUAAAAGUGAUAAAUAUAGAACCAA